AUGUCGUUCGGUUCUUCGCUGAAUUCUUUCAAUUACGGCAGCAGCCGGGGUGAUUACGCACCCCAGCAAUCAAUCCAUCAUACACAAUCACAUUCAUCACCUGCGGAGCAAUCUGCCUCCCGCUCAAAUUCGCUGUACAUGGGCGAUCUGGACCCCAGCUGGGACGAAAAUGCUAUCCGUGCAGUUUGGGCCAACUUGGGUGAGCCUAAUGUUCAGGUUAAACUGAUUCGUAAUUCAGGCUCCACCGGAGGUAGUUCAGGCUACUGCUUCGUGGAGUUUCCAUCCCACCUCAAUGCGUCGAACGCACUUCUUAAAAAUGGGCUUUUGAUACCUAAUGCAAGAAACAGAUACCUCAAACUCAACUGGGCGUCCUUUGCUACAGCCCCUGGAAACGAACACUCUGUAUUUGUGGGUGAUAUUGCGCCCAAUGUCAGUGAAGCGCAGCUCUUUGAACUUUUCAUAUCCCGGUAUGCCUCCACCUUGAAUGCCAAGAUUGUGUUCGACCAAAUGACAGGUGUCUCUAAGGGCUAUGGUUUCGUCAAGUUUGGGCAGGAAUCGGAGCAGCAAAGAGCGCUACUUGAAAUGCAGGGCGUUUUCUUGAACGGUAGGGCAGUUCGCGUGAGCACAACGUCCAAAAACAGAUCAAAGUUUCAGCAGCCGCUUCAACAGCAGCAGCAGCCUUAUAUGCAGCAACAACAGCCUUAUGUUCAGCAGCAAGCGCGUGCUCCAGCUUUUAACAAUGGAAAUGUGCAAUCGCAGUUCAUAUACCCAGUGCAGCAACAGCCCACUCUUACUCAGUACACCGAUCCUAACAAUACGACAGUAUUUAUUGGGGGUCUGUCCUCGCUUGUCUCUGAAGAUGAACUACGUGCUUAUUUUCAACCUUUUGGAUCAAUUGUCUACGUGAAAAUUCCAGUCGGUAAGGGCUGUGGGUUCGUGCAGUACGUGGAUCGCAUUUCCGCUGAAACCGCCAUCGCGAAGAUGCAAGGAUAUCCAAUCGGCAACUCGAGGAUCAGGCUCUCCUGGGGCAGGAGUGCGAAACAAGCCGCAGUCAUGCAACAGGCGUUUGCGUCAUCCGCGCAGCACCGCCAGCAGCUUUCAAACCAGAAUGCGCUUUCAACUACCAACUUGCCAUAUAAUCGUCAACCCGCAAUGCCGGUCUCUUAUGGAUAUUCUGGGAAUUGGGAUUUGUUGAACGGUGGCUGCAGCUACAAGCCAUCUUCUCCGGCACAUUACGCUAAUUCUGUACACGAUGCGACAGGGGGUUCUUCGACCGUGUUGCUUCCCGGUGUCUCAAACUUGGAGUAUGUUGGCGCUCCCUCAAACUCCAGUUCAACAAGCACUUUCAGCUACUCCCCAAGCUACUCAGCUUCCCAAUCAACUACGUAUAGCACGUCUUCUCAAGCGACUGACCCGGUGUCAGCUGCGCUUGGGUACGGGGCCCAAGUUCACCCACAAUUUCUAGUCCAGGGAAACGACGCGUUCGACAAGAGCAAGUCUGAGACGAUUGACAGACUAGAAAGAGGCAGUAACGGAUUUAUAUUCGCCUAA
This is a messenger RNA of Lachancea thermotolerans CBS 6340, 1551 nucleotides long. RefSeq names its product Nam8p (gene NAM8). Gene Ontology annotation, biological process: mRNA splice site recognition. Lineage: Eukaryota; Fungi; Ascomycota; Saccharomycetes; Saccharomycetales; Saccharomycetaceae. The transcript has a single exon. Gene Ontology annotation, molecular function: mRNA binding. The record is from RefSeq and is a predicted model, not a curated record. Gene Ontology annotation, cellular component: cytosol. Bases 1 to 1551 code for a protein of 516 amino acids.